CGCUGCAAUUGGAUUACGGUAUUUUGCUUAGCCAAUCAAAGAUUGCGAUUAAAACAUGCAGCAAAAAAUGGUAGCUGCCUGGAAAAUAAGGAAGUAACUAAACUCAUUAUUAAAAAAACUUCAAAAAAUGUCAUUUUUUAAUUUAGGCCUUCCUGGCAUUGGAAAGGAACAAGACUUACUUGAUGCUGCGCGUGUAGGAAAUUUGUCUACAGUGGUCAAAUUAUUAUCUAGCAUCAAACAUGAUAAAGCAAAAAGAUCAAAAGUUGACAGAUUAACAAGUUUCCUGAAAACCCUGAAUAUCAACAUUACAGACAAGAACGGCUACACCCCACUGCAUCAAGCAGCUGUCAAUGGUCACAGGGACAUAGUAGAGGCCCUUCUGAAGGCUGACGCUGAACCUGGCCUGGAAGACAACCAGGGAUGCACGCCUGUGCAUCUCGCUUCAUGGAGUGGGAACCCAGAAAUUGUCAUGCAGCUCCUCAAUGCUGGGACCCAGCCAGAGUCUGCGGUGGAACCGGUACAGGUCAACCACCAGAAUAAGAAUGGUGACACAGCUCUGCAUAGCGCUGCUCAGUAUGGCCAUGUGGCGGUGGUAGAUGUACUUUUGCAGAAAUCGGCCAACCCAACAAUCCGCAACAUUGAGAAUGCCUCCCCGCUUGACUUGGCUGCCCAAUAUGGCCGCUUGGACGUCGUGAAACGACUGUUGAUUUCACAUCCCGAGCUGGCCAAUCGUCCGUCAAGCGUCCAGUCCCCACUGCACCUCGCGUCUCGAAACGGACAUACUGACGUUGUCAGCCACCUGCUAGAUAAUAAGUUUGAUAUCCAAACAAAGACGGAGUACGGCACUGCGCUUCAUGAAGCCGCGCUGCACGGGAAGCUGGACUGCGUCCGUCUCCUGCUAGGGUGCGGAGUUGACGUGAACGCGAGAGAUGGGCACGGACAGACGGCACUUGAGCUGGUCAGUGCACACUGCAUGAAGCAGAAGUCCUUCACAGAGAUCACAAAGGCUAUUGCGGAUCACAUUGAGCGGUCUUCUCCACCACCCCAUGACAUUGGCUUGUACGAGAGUCUUGCAGCAUGUCGCAGCGGCUCUGAAAGCAAACCCACAGCCGCUGUACGGCCAAUCACACAUGACCCAACGAGCCACGCCCUUAAACCGACCACACCCAGUCCUUCCUUGAAACCACGCAGUCCGUCGUUGAAGCCACGCAGCCCUUCUCAACGGGAGGCUUCGAAACCUUCGUCACCCAGUUCUAGAUCAUUGUCACCUGGCUCGCCUACCUCACUUACUCUUUUCCCAAGUGUACAGUCACGCCCCACUACCCUGGAUCAGUCAGACACUUUGUCUGGAGCACCAGAUGUGAACAAAGAACGGCCUAUUCCGGCCCCUAGAAUGUCCCUUAUACAGCUGACCCCAGAGGAUGAGUCUAGCACUCCCUUGUAUGCACUCCCUGCCAAGGAUAACCCUGUGGAAUGUGUUGUCCCCAGCCCGCCUGCUAGGGACGUCCCACCUCUACCACCUAGACAGUCCGUGUUUAGCAUUGAGAGUAGGAGUCAAGCAAUAGAUAAAGCUGUGGAGAAAUCAAAAUCGAACAUUCCAAAAAAGCCUCCAAGAAAAACCAAGCCAGUGGCUCCACAUCUUGAUCUGAAAAUUGCUUCGUCAGAGACUUCAAUGGUACAACAUUCCCCACCACCCAAUCAAAAUGUAUCACUUCCUGUCAUGGCUGACUCAGCAGUUCCUGCUUCCCAGCAUUCCACCCAGCAUUCUGACCAAUCACAUUUCAGUAUUGAUGACAGCUGUGAUAGUAGUUCUACUAAGGCAACUGAUGCAACAAAACCUUCUUAUACUGAUUGUCAAGAUGGAACACAUUGCGAAUCUAAAUUAUCUGACACUCUUGAAUGCUCAGCUAACCCUAAAACUUGCAAAACUGCUGUAAAGAGUGUGAAUUUACAAAUGAACAAACCAAAAUCACGUCCAGUGUCUGAAGUGAAACCUCAGGUCCAUUCUAAAGAAGAUAGUACAACAGAAACAAAAGUUGACAAUUAUGGCAUUCUUUUCCCAAAUUUAACCACUAAAAUGCACAAGGACUCCAACAAAGAAGCUUUAAGUGCCACUGGUGAUGAGUAUGUCGUGCCUUCAACUUUGGCAGAAGAUGGGAAACAAAAGAAAACAGUGGAGAGCUCUAAAUGUGCGUCUGUCGAAGCUGCUGAUGAAACUGCCUACAUGCCAAUGUCAGGAUGUGGGGAUGAGCUUGAUGGUUCAGCAGACAUCAUGAAAGAACAUGACUAUUGUGAGAUUUCUGAGAACAGUCCUUCCGAGGGGUCUGAGUGUUCCCUGCUUUAUUCAUCUAUUGAUGAGGUAAGCCAGUCAGGAAAGGCAACUGAAAAAGCGUCGUCAGUGUCAUCUGCUGCUACAAAAAAGGCUACACUACCCGCUUUGACGGACAGAAGUGUUGACCUUGAAAAAGGUAUUGGUCACAUGAGUCACUCAAAGCCUCUCCACCUUGAUUUUCGCAAGGGUCGUGUCUCGGGCCACACCCCCCUAACCCCCACAGGCUACCAUCAACCUCCCACCCCUGACUUUCCCCCACCCUCCCCCGCAACCGCAUUGCUGGGUAUCGAGAAAAAGAUCAAACAAAUGGAUUCCAAACGCAAAUCCAGGGAUGGCUCAUCACUAACUGACACACUUGCUGAAUAUGAUGCAGUCAGCAAACAAGGCAAGGGAGCUAAAGUCAAGGUCACAGACACUGAACCAGAAAUAUCUAAAGUGCAAGAAUCUGAUGAAGAAAAAGCACAAGACACAAACAGUGGUGAAUGUAAGGACAAAAGUGAGGCUGCUGUGAUAAUUGGUGCAGAAAUGGAUAAAGCGGAAACUGAACCUCAGUCUGUUGCAAGCGAUGAUGGCAAACAAAGAACUGUGAUAGAUCAACCUAGUUCAAGCAUUCCAGAGUCUUCCAUUCCAGUACAGGCUGUGAUAGGGGCAAGUGAUUCUGUCAAAGACGCAGGCAUGGAAAAGCCUCAAGUGAACUCAAAACCGUUUCGUCAAAGGAAGCCAGUAGAUGGAAGUGCUAGUAUGAAAGCGUUAAGUGGAGAUAGUGCUAACAAAGAUACUGAACACUCUGAUGAAACCAGUGAAGCCUACAUGAUAGAAGCGGUAACUGAAGACAAGUCGAUUGAAGAAAUAUGUAAGACAGUUGAUAAUCCUGGAAAUACAGGCGAUAGUGUAGACGAAAGUAAACCUGUAGAGAGGUCAACUUCACCUAAAGGAUCAGGAGGGGAGCCAAUAUCCCAAGGGUCAGUGUCACCUGAAGUGGGGUCACUUGCACCUGAGAAGGCAACUUUGCCCCUGGGUUCAACUAUGAGCGAGGGAUCAGCUAUGCCCCAGGAGUUGGUCCCUCCCACUGGGUCUGACUCGCCCAUCGUGAUGCGCAGACCAAGCAGAUCGUCAGCUGACAGGGAUCUGGAUGUAUUUAAAGGCCUGUUUCGUGGAUCCAACAUCGGUACCCCACGGAAAGACACGACCUCAUUCUACCAGGAUGUGUUGAAUAAGAACCGUGUUCAGUCAAGCGUGCAAGGGGCAUCAGCCAAGAUGGACAGCGCUGAUGACAUUGACGUUGAUGCCGUCAUGAAAUCGAUGGACGUGGAGAUUACGAAGCGUGCGUCCGCCAGUCAUGAGUCCUCGUCGUUUGAUGAUGCUGAAGAAUGGGAGAAGAUAGCAGAUAUUAUGUCCAGCUUUGGCGUGGACAUGAACACUAUGAAUCCAUCUCCUCUACCAGAUAUUGUACUUGAAGAGGAUUACAAUUUUGCUUUUGAAGCUUACAUGGACCGAUUAGUGACAGACAGGGACCAAGGUGAAGGUCAGAUACUGAGUGUGGGGGAGUGGCUGGAGUCACUGGGCUUGAAUCAGUACGAGAACAACUUCAUAGCAAACGGUUUUGACAACAUCGAUUUUCUGGACCCCAGAGUUCUCGAGGAACAAGAUCUGGAGCAGAUCGGGGUCCUAUCGCACCCAGACCGAUGUAAAAUACUCCAGAGUGCGAAAACCUUACCACACCUCAAGCCUAUAGAUAAUGCCAAUCCACCCAAAUCAGUGGAAGAGUGGCUCAUGUCUUUACAACUUCUUGAUCAUUUGGAGACAUUCCGUUCCCACGGUUACGACACCAUCGAAAAAGUACAGAGCAUAUUGUGGGAACUUCAGUUACGAACGGUGCUGGAUAUAUCCAUGCUGGGUCAUCGGAAGCGAAUCCUUGCGUCCCUCGGGGAACGAAAGCCAAUCGAACGACAGAGUUCUCAAAUCACACCACCAAAGAAACCGUCGCUGACGAGCCCUACGUCUGAACCAAAGUCGCCGCUAGAUAUCAAUUUAUACAAGGACUACAGCAAAGUGAAGCCUGUGUCGACGUCAGACGAUGACAGCAAGCCUACGCAGAUGGUCCUUGAUCCUGAGGAGGAGGAGGAGGUCUUUAAAAAACGGUCGGGUCAGUCAAUACGUAACAGCACCAUCCAUUUGCGUCCCCCACACCUUGCACAGACCUCCAGUCCAGCACGCCAGUGGAGACACAAACCUGAGAUGCUCAUCAAGGGCUGCUGUAACUACACUGCGCAGUAUCUUGGUUCAACAUUGGUGCAGGAGAUUACAGGAGGGGUGGAAUGUACAAAGGCUGGAAUUACUAAAUUGAAGCGUCGAUUUGUACGCGAGCUACAGAAGUCGACUGAUAUGUUGGCGAAAGUUCCAAUCAUUAUGUUGUCCAUCUCUUAUAAAGGUGUCAAAUUCAUAGACGCCAAAUCCAAGAAAGUGAUCUGCGACCAUGAGAUUGGGAACAUUUUCUGCGCCUGUCAAGACUCCGACAAUCUCAACUUUUUUGCGUACAUCACCCGUGAUAUCCAGACAGUUCAGCACUACUGCCAUGUGUUCAGUGUCAAGUCAUCUAGCCUAGCCCAUGACAUCAUCCUGACGCUGGGGGAGUCAUUUGAGGUGGCGUACCAGUUGGCCAUGAAGGAGCGGUCACUGGAAGAAGCCAUGGCCAUGGACCAGUCCAUCCUGGAGCAGACCAUCAGCUGUAGUGACACUGAUGACAGCAUGAGCCUGCACUCAACCAUCUCAACAAGUACCGUCUAGACCUAGAGAUUUCCAAUUGUUACAAUGUUUCGCAUAUGCGUGAAAAGACGGCCAUCUUGGAAGUCUAAAUCUGGAGACGGAAUUAUGCAGCGAUGUCUACUGACAUAUAUGACGGAGAAUCGAUAAUCUGCAUGCGGAGAACAUUCUGGAAGUCUGCAAGUCUCACUGUCUUAUGGAUGCAAUUCGAGGAUUGUGAAGCUAAGAAGUUGGAAUGUUUCGAUAUAUCGCUGGGAUAUUAGCUAAAACGUUCGAUUUUUCAGUAUAGUACUUAUAAUAGUUUAUUCGUAAAAUAGCCUUAUAGCUUAUGUUGAAUCUGUUAUAUGUAAGAUAUUCUAGAAUUAAGCUUACUUCAUCUUGUAUGUAUAUUAAUUAAUAUAUAUAGCCACAAAAUGAUUGUUUUCAAUAAAUAGUUACUUUAAUUCAUAUCAAUUUCUAACUCACAUUCUUUUCAAAAAAUAAAUAUAAGCUUCAAUGAAAAAAGAAUUAUUUAAAAAAAAAAUAUGAUUCGAUGCUAGAGGAAAGUUGAAGACUUGAUUGUGAUUAAGAAAAUGUUGUUUCUUCAUUCUGCAUGUUUGUUUAUGUUCAAUACAUGCAAUAUCUGCCAUUUAUGUUUUAAUUUCCUUUAUUUUGCCAUACUACUCUCCAGAUAUUCUUACAAAUCAUGGAUUUUGUGUGUUCAAGAAUUAUACAUUCUUAUAAAAAUUAUAUGCGCAUAAUGAAAUUAAUUGUAUAUUAAAUUUUCCCAAUAUUGAAGGUUCACUGUGUCCGUAUGAAUAUAUGAUUGUGUAUAACACAGAGGCAUUGUGGUAUACAAAUAUGCACAUUUAAUUAUAAGACCUUCACAUAAACAUAUUUGUCUAUGAUUAUUAUGUGAAACAGUCUUAAUAUAAACUAUAUAAUAGACUUUGCUUAGAAUAAUGCUUCUCUUAAUGUUCCACUUAAAAAGCUUUGUUAAUUUCUUUCAUUUUUUAAUUAUACAUUGUAUUUGAAUGUAAAACUUUUCUGAAUAACUUUUAAUGCAGAAAAUAUAUUGUUCAUAUAUGCAGUUCAUGGACAAAAAAAGGUUUAUCUAUGAUAACAUUUAGUUUAUCAGUUAAGAUAUAAUAUUGUAUAUGAUGCAAUUUUACAGUUAAGAUAUAAUAUUUUAUAUCAUGAACUAGAAAAUAAAGAAUAAAUAAUGCAGAUAAUCAAAACUGUUUACUUCAGAUAUGAGAUAAGAUUUAUCAUAAAAAUCAUUUUGCAGAAAUUAGUCUAAUGUAUUGAUUGUUAUUGUUGAUGUUAUAUACUUAAAAAGUUGUUGAAAUAAGUAGUUAAUUAGUAAAUAAAACCUUUGAAUUAUAAUUGAAUCAUGUUUAUUGACAAAUCACUUUUAAUUAAAGUAUUAAAUUAUUACUGUCUUGUAUGCUGAUAUUUUACUGUACUGUACUCAUGAUCAGGAAUUCUGUUUUUUUUAUUUCCCGGCGUUACUAAAUUAACCGUGCUCUGUGAAAAGGGGGUUUAAUGCAUGUUAGUAAAGUGUCGUCACAGAUUAGCCUAUGCAGUCCGCACAGGCUAAUCAGGUAACGACACUUUCCGUCUAAACUUGAUUUUUGCUUAGAAGAGAUUUUCUUUAAGCCAAAAAUAUCUUUAAGCGAAAAAUAUCAUAAAAGCAGAAAGUGUCGUCCCUGAUUAGCCUGUGCCGUCUGCACAGGCCAAUUUGGGACGAUGCUUUACACACAUGCAUUAAACCCCCUUUUCACAGAGCAUGGCUCAUAUAUAUACAUUACCAAUUGUGUUCUUUGUUGACAACAAGCAGUCAUGUUUGGAUAAUACAUUAACAAUUGGUGCUUUAGAUAGUUUGUUUAUCUUUAAUAAUUGAAUUCUUCAAAUGCAAGACAAUUUGAUCAAAAAUAUUUUACUCAUCUGUAGUUUAAGUACAAACUGGUCUUUUGCUUGUAAAAAUAUUCAAAGAAUCUAUAUGUUAACAAAUUACCACAAAUUUUCUGAACAAAUUAGACAAUAUGAACAAAAUUAUCUAUCUACAUGUAUAUCACUUUACAUUCUUUUAUAAAGCAUUUGCUCACUGAUAAAGUGAUACAACCCAUAAUUUUUCUGGCCCAAAUCGAGACUAAAAAAAUUAAAAAAAUUGUGACAUUUGACCCAGGUUUGGACACCAAAAAACAUUUUUUUUUGGUCGAAAAUGCAAGAGAAAUGUCAACCAUUACCAUUUGUUAAAGUAAAAUUUGUUCUAUAUGGACAAUAGGCAUGUUUAAAAAUUGUAUAAAGACAAACAUUCACUCUUUUUUGGAAGUAUACAGUUAAGUGAGUUAUGGAAUAUGUUUCUUUUUAUGCCCCCAGAACAUAGGUUCUCUUCUUCUCAAAGAACGCUCCCACAGUGGUGAUCGAACAAGUGACCUCCUAGUCGCUAGACGGACACCAAAUCAAUUACACUGGCAAUUUAAAGCUUUGAAUGUAUAGUUAUGGGACAAUAAUAAUGUGAGGUCAUUACACAAAUACACAUGUACAGUGGGUGUUUUUCAGAAAUAAUCUAAUAAGAACAAUGGCUAUAGGUAGAAAUUUGGGACCUCGGUUAAACACUUUAGUGUGUCAGCAUAACAUAAUCAAUAGAUUUUUAGCGCUGUUUUUGUAAAUUUGCAAAACAGAGCUGGCAUUGCAAAUGUUAUAGCAAACUUAACAAAGAACAAGCAUUGUUUUUGACAAUCGUAGGGACAAAUUUGGUUAUGUUGGGACAGCAGAACAAGCAUCCCUAAAGCCGGACUGGCCUGCUGAUAUCCAUACAUUUGGCAUGUAUAGUGAAGCAAUGAACAGAAAGACACAAGUGUCUGUGCAAUUACAAAAUAUAUUAAAGAAUGCAUUAUUGAAUCAAAACAUGAAAUAUUAAUAUAAAAAAUAUAAGAUUUUAUUUUGUUACAUCAUGGUCUCCGUAAUUAUGAAUACAUUUAUUAUGUCAUAUAUUUACUUACAAAUGCCUAUGUUUUCUACAUAGUUCUCUGCAUAUCAUGUCCUUUAUUCCCAAUGUUCUGUCAUUUAUAUUUUUGCUAUACAUCAUUGUGAGAUUUCAUUUUAAAUGUAGUAAAAAUGUACAGACAUCUGUUAUACUCUGUAUAGAAAAAUGUGUUUGUGUGAUUAAUUUUUUUUUAUGUCAAUGUUUAAAGAUAGAUUAAGGCAUUUACUGAGUCUGUAUAAUUAUUAUUUUACUAUGUGCUAAUUAUCCUCCGCCAUAGGCGGAGGGAUAUUGUUUUGGCGUUGUCCGUCCUUCCGUCUGUCCGUCCUUCCAUCCUUGCUUCUGUGCGGAACUUUUGUGUCCGGAUCCAUAGCUUGGAAGUGCUUUGGCGGAUUUCAUUGAAACUUGGUAUGAGUAUAUAUAUGAAUAGAAGGAUGAUGCACGCCAAAUGGCAUUGUACACCAUCUGUUAAUAACGGAGUUAUGACCCUUUGUAUCUUGAAAAAUGCUUUUUUGUGUCCGGAGCCAUAUCUUGGAAGUGCUUUAGCAGAUUUCAUUGAAACUUGGUAUGAGUAUAUAUGGAUAAGAGGAUGAUGCACGCCAAAUGGCAUUGUACACCAUUGGAUAAUAACGGAGUUAUGGCCCUUUGUAUCUUGAAAAAUGCUUUUUUUGUGUGUCCAGAGCCAUAUUUUGGAAGUGCUUUGACGGAUUUCAUUGAAACUUGGUAUGAGUAUAUAAAUGGAUAAGAGGAUGAUGUUGGCGUUUUCCAUCCAUCCAGAAAUAUUUGUGUCCAGAAGUCUUUUGGCGGGGGAUAUCAAUUCAACAAAUUUGCUUGUUUGCAAUGGUUAUAUACUUGGGUUAUUUUCUGUCAAAAAGAGGAAAAAAAUGCGAUGAAUAAUGAGUAUAUAAAGCAUGUUUGUUGACAGCAAUGUUGUUUCUUUAAUUUAAAAUAUAGUUUUAUGAUCUCUAACAAUAAGUGCAUAAAAUGUGUAAUAUACUGAAUAUAAUCUGUUCCUUGGGUCAACUUUACUUUUAAUAACAAUUUAUAUUUAAUAUUGAAUAAUCGUUGAUAAAAAUGAUAUGUGUGAAGCAACAAUUAAAAACAUUCAAAAGUUAAUAUAAAUCCGAAAAUAAUUUACCCUAUAAACCAUUGAUAUGCCCCUUCAAUAUGAAACAUUCAAUGAUACAGUAUUUGAUAAGAUAAAAGAAAUAAGUUUGCUUGUAUAGAUAUGUAAAGUUUAAAUAGUUCUUUCAAAUUAUUAUUAGACUUUGCAUAAGUAUGUAUUGUUUAUAUUGAACAUUAUUGAAUGUAUAUAUCUAGUUAGUUUUUACAUAGCCAACAUUCCUCGUAGAAGUCCAUUUUGUGUAAUACAGUUUUUACUCAUGUGGACUUUUUAUUAUUGCAGUGAUAAAGGAAUCAACUAUCUUAACUCUUUCCCACUGAGAAGCAAUGUUCAAACAACAUAAAACCAGAACAGCCUAUGAGUAACUCGCAGUCUGUUCAGGUUUUAUGCUGUUUGCUGCUCAUUAGUAUUUAAGGCUUGGAGAUGAAACCUUCAAAAAAAUCUAGUAAGAAAGGUCUUAAAUUAAAUAUAACAUUCUGAGGGUGUACAAAUGGGUGAAAAUACAUAUCUAAGUGGCAAAGGGUUAAUAUUCGUUGUAUUAUUGUCACACGUUUGAUUUUUUUUUCAAAGACCUAUAAAAUACAUGUAAAAUAUGUAUUUUAUAGGUUUUUGUUAUUUUGCAAUCACAAAUGCAUCGACAUUUUUUGUCUGAGCUUAAAAUAUGCAAUAAAGAUAUUGGUGAAUAUUGCAAUUUAGAGAGGUGUAGUCUGGAGCAAGAAAUAUUGCCAGACCCUUUACAAAAUCUAGUUAUAACAGGUAAGUUAGAAAAUGUUUUGACAAUAUAAUAAGUAAUUUAACUUUAUCAUUUGCAAGAUAUCUGUUUAAUAAUAUGUCUUUGUUUUGUUUUUCAAUAUUAUUGUUGCAAUUGUUGGAUGUUUCAAUUUUAGAAGAAUGUUCUGCAAUAAAUGUUUUUUUCUGUAUUUUAGUCAGAAUGUGUUUUUCUUUCAUUAUGAAUCAUGUACAGUUUAGAAGAUGAUAUUGUUAAAUGUAUUACUUUAUGAUAUAUUUUUUUUUGCUUUGCUCUAACAAUUUGUUUUACCACCAAAAAGUAUAGUUUGGUUAAAGCACCUGCCUUUAAUUUAUUCUUUAAUUAGUUUUGUUGUCUUUUGUUGUUAUGUAAUAUACAUUUUUGUAUGCAUAGUUGAACUGCAUAUCUAAAAAUCAAAGCGCUGAGGCACAGAAGUUGUUCGCUAUUGCAUAAUCUCAGUUUUCAAAAUUAUGUUAUAGCUUUUUAUAUCGCAAGUUUGAAAUGAACACAACCCAUUCAAAUUUGUAAAGAGUGUGUCUUAAAUGGGGGCUAUGUAGGAGACACUUUGUUGGUCUGUCUGUCUGUCCCGAAAUUUCAUCUGAUCUUCAUGAAACUUGGUCAUAAGUUGUAUCUAGAUAAUGUAUAGGUCACAUUUGAAUAUGGGUCAUGCGGGAUCAAAAACUAGGUCAGGGGGUCACUUAGUGCGUUUUGACCGAAAGUUUGUCCAGACCAUAACUAUGUCAUUUAUAGUAAGAUUUGAAAAUGACUUGGUACAUUUGUUCACCAUCAUUAGACGGUGUGGCGCGCAAAAGAAUUACGUUGAUAUCUCCAAGGUUAAGGUCACACUUGGAGUUCAAAGGUCAAAUGCUUGUCCGGGCCAUAACUUUGUCAUUUAUUGUGAGAUUUUGAAAUCAUUUGGCACAUUUGUUCACCAUAAUUGGACGGUGUGUCGCGCGAAAGAAUUACAUUGAUAUCUCCAAGGUCAAGGUCAUACUUUGAGUUCAAUGGUCAAAAAUGGCCAUAAGUGAGCUUGUCCGGGCCAUAACUUUGUCAUUUAUUGUGAGAUUUUAAAAUCAUUUUGCUCUUUAGUUCUCCACCAUUGGACGGUGUGUCGCACGAAAUAAUUACGAAAGAAUUAUGAAAGGUCAAGGUCAUCCUUCAAGGUCAAGGUCAAAGGUCAAAUAUAUGGGGGGGGUACAUAGUUUUUCACAAACACAUCUUGUUUCAGCUGAAAUCCGAUACGAUAAAUGCUCUUAAAAACAGUGAUAUGGCUGUCCGACAUCCAGUUUAUUAUUUUAUCAGGUUACUCUUGCUGUUUCAUGUUAUUUGAGUGUUACUCAUGUUCUUUGUGUCUUAUGUAUGCUAAACCAGUUGUAUUACUGUAGGAGAAGGAGCAAAAAAGGUCACACUUUUAGUUCAAAGGUCAAAAAUGGCAAUAUUUAAAUGAUCUUGUCCAGGCCAAAACUAUGUCAUCCAUUAUGAGAUUUUAAAAUGACUGUGUACAUUAUUUUUUUUUCACAGUCAUUGGACGGCGUGUCAUGUGAAAAAAUUCAAGAGUUCAAAGGUUAAAAUGGCUUUAAAUGAUAAUGGCAUAAUAAUUGUUAAAAAACGCCAUAAAUUAGAUUCACUUGUUUUGUGAAGACAGCAUGCAAAAUAGUCUGUGUCAAUGCGGCAUGUGGGGGUAUACGUCACGUCUGUGACAAAGCUCUAGUCUUUAAAUAAAUGAGCAACAAUUUUGCCCACAUGACAGACUUUUAAUGCAACAUUAAGCCCAGUUUUCCUGAAAGCAGCAAAUAUGUACAGAUUUCAAUGAUAAACUGGCCAAUGUGGUCGCACAAGCUAUUAUAAACACUAUACUGGCCAAUAUAAUCGCACAAGCUCUUUUACACUAUUGAUUACAUACAGGCUGUCUGCAUUGUACCAGUGGUUAAUUAUAAACAGGCAGUGGUUAUCGUUCCUAGCGUAGCUAAUAGCAGACUGACUUGCAGUUAUCAUUCCUAGCGUAGCUAACAGCAGACUGACUUGCAAAACUUGCUAACGCUCACAACUAAAAAUUAUACAGAAGUUUUACUUGAACCUUUUGAAGGUCAAUCACAUUGGUACGAUGCACAGUGCACAAGAACCAUAACUCUUUCUCUUCUUAUUUGAUAAAAAUUGCCCUUUGUUAUUUUGUAUACUUAUGCUUUCCAUAGCAUAUCUCAAUACCUAAAACAGGUUUUAAUUUUAAAGUUAAUUCAUACUUAGAUUUCAUGAAGGACAUGUCCAGUGUACAAGAAAUGUAACUCUUUCUUGCUGCUUUUCAGACUUAUUGCCCUUGGUCAGUUAUUUUGUACCCAAACCUGUCCUUAGCAUGAGUUGAAAACUAAAAGAUGUGUCAACUUGAAUCUUUGUAAGUAUUUAGAGUUAAUCCUUUUCCCCAUAACAAGCAAAAUGAAAAUGGCUAUGUGCAAACAGCAUAAAACCAGAACAGCUCCCGAGUAACUCGCAGUCUGUUCAGGUUUUACGCUGUUUGCUACUCAUCAGUAUCUUAGAGUUUUAAAUUAAGCCUUUCAAACUUGAAUAGAUUAAGAAAGGACUCAAAUUUAAUUUGAUUUUCUGAAGAACUUCAAAUGCAUCAAAGUGCGUUUCUGAGUGGUAAAGGGUUAAACUCAUUACUCUUGAGCCUCUAUGUUUAGGUAUCAACUUGACACUUAAUAGGGCGAUACGUCUAUUGCUCUACUAUUUUUAGAAUUAUUGUCAAUUUUUGUGAAGACAAAUUUUGUCCUGAGCAUAUCUUGAAAAAUAAAACCAGUAUCAACAUGAAUCUUUAAAGGUUAGUAGAUCUCAUUAUGGGUAUGUGCAUUGCUUUCAACUCUUGCUUCCAUAGUUUUAUAACUAUUGCCUUUUGUUAUUUUUAUUUAUUAUUCCAGGGCAUAUCUUGAAAACUAACAGAGGUAUCAACCUGAAACUUCAUAUCUGUGACACAUUUCUAGUGUAAUAAUAAAUUAACAUGAUUGUCCAACCAACCCUCAUGUGCCCUUAACUGGGGAAUCCAUUCACAGGGGAUUUUGUAUUGUCAUCAAUAUGUUUUUAAAUAAAUAUAUUUAAGUUUAAUAAGAAGAACUAAUUGAUCCUACUUUUUAUAGUUAAAUUAUCGAAAUGGUUGUCCAGAUUUUAACAUAUGGUGUAUAAAUUGUCUCCCUUUGAGGCAGCAAUGCAGUAAUUGUUAAGUCCUACAAUUGAGCUUAUAAUAUGAAAGUCUCAUUCAGGUCGUGUACUUCCAUAUACUUAGAAAAACUUGUUUGAAAAGACAUUUGAAAUGUAGGAAUACUUUGAUAAAUAUGUUAUUCUAUCACUCGUGUAUUAAAACCUGUGUACACUAUGUUAGAGCCAUAUUUGUGUGUUAUUGUGUUAUUGUUAUUGUUAUUUCUAAGUAUAGAAAUGUAUACAUCAAACUUCCCUAGAAAAGGAAAUAAAUACACUUUAAUAAAUAAUGUCUUUAU
Molecule: messenger RNA, 13416 nt
Organism: Dreissena polymorpha
Lineage: Eukaryota; Metazoa; Mollusca; Bivalvia; Myida; Dreissenidae
Product: protein phosphatase 1 regulatory subunit 12A-like
Exons: 26
Coding region: 128-5119 (1663 amino acids)
Cellular component (GO): cytosol
Molecular function (GO): protein binding
Source: RefSeq, a predicted model, not a curated record